CCCCCGAGAACGCGGCAGGCUCGGAGCGCUGUCGCGGGUGGGGGUCGGCGGUGCUCCCCGGGGGGACUCUGUGUUCUCUCCUUGCGUCAGCUGCUCUUUCCGAUUCAGUCGCUCCAGUAACACCUUUUUUCCCACUUGUAGAAGUUGCUAAGGUUUCUCUUGAUUUGAGGACACUGCUGGUGCAUCAUUAAGACUUUCUCAUCAUCUCUGCAGGCAAGAGGCUAUAGUAGGAAACAACCUCUGUGGGCAAAUAUGGGCUGCCGGGAUGUUCAUGCAGCGACCGUACUGGCCUUCCUCAGUGGAACAGCCUCAGUAGCUGGGCUCCUUGCAGCAGUUCUGCUUCCAAACUGGAGGCAAAUGAGACUGUACACAUACAACAAGAAUGAGAGGAAUGUGACCGUUUACACUGGACUCUGGAUUAAGUGUGCGCGCUUUGAUGGGAGCAGAGACUGUGUGAUCUAUGACCCACAGUGGUACACGGCUGUCGAUCAGCUGGAUUUGCGUGUUCUUCAGUUUGCCCUUCCUCUGAGUAUGUUUACUGCUGUCUCAGCUCUGUUCCUCUGCAUGAUUGGCAUGUGUAACACAGCCUUUGUGUCCAGCGUGCCAAACGUCAAACUGGCCAAGUGCCUGGUAAACAGUGCGGGCUGCCAUCUCGUGGCUGGCCUCUUGUUCCUGCUUGCCUGUGCCAUUUGUCUCACUCCGUCCAUCUGGGUAAUUUUUUACAACAAUUAUCUGAACAGAAAAUAUGAGCCUAUCUUCAGCUUUGACAUCUCUGUAUUUAUUGCCAUUGCCAGUGCUGGCGGUCUGUUUUUCACUUCCAUUUUGCUGUUCCUGUGGUACUGUGCAUGCAAAAGCCUCCCUUCUCCUUUCUGGCAGCCUCUGUAUUCCCACGCCCCCAGCAUGCACAGCUAUGCCUCUCAGCCCUACUCCGCACGUUCUCGCCUCUCUGGUGUAGAAAUUGACAUUCCUGUUGUGACACAUUCAUCUUAAGGAGACAAAGCCUUGGAAGCCAAGUUCUUGUGCUCGUUCAAGCCAUGAAAGUUGCAGGCUUGAUUCUCUGUGCUGCCUGCCCCGCACUGAGCAUAAUCCUUGGCAAGGUUAAGUUUCCCAAGGCGCAAAGCCAUGGAGGCCUGAGUUCAGCAAGUCUGUUGCUGUUCUGGUCUGUUUGUUAUUUCCUGACCACCUUUCCUUUUGGUUUUUUUUCAUUUUUUUUACUCUGAGCUCACUACAGUCAAAGUUGCUGCUAAUGCUGGAACAGUACACUACCAAUUGUAUGUAUCCAUCCUUUUACUUACUGAUCUCAAAGCAGGUUUGAACCUCUUUGAAAUUUGAUAAGCUAUUCUUAGAUUCCGAUCUCAUUGUAAGGCCCCUGCACCUGUGUAUUACCCAGGCAAUGGAACUGGGUGUAGGGGAUUCACUGAGUUUCUUGUUCACCCAGACUACAUAUUGUAAUAUGUGAUGUCUGAAAAGGGUGUUUGGCAGACUAAUUCAGUUCUGUGCACAGUUCUUUGUUUUUUGCUGUAUGCACAAACAGAUACCUGCUUAGGAACUUCUGUAACAGAAUUAGUGCCAAAUUACCCUUUAUUUUCAAAGUAGUUAUCAGAAGGAAUAAAACUGAUUUAACUAAGAGUGUUGUUCUGUGCUGUAAUAGCAUUUUGUGAAUUACUGGAGGCUAGAAAUCUUUUGUGAAUUUUAUUUCUAGUCGGUUUUUUACUAAUUCACUAGCAAAUUCACUAGAUCUAUUUUGUGAUUAAAACAAAAAAAGUAGUAUUUUAAAGUUGUGAUUAGAACCUUGAAUGUUUUAUUUGAAAGCCGUCUUAAGAAUGGAUUUUCAAGUAGGAUAUAAAGUGUUCAGUUCUGGAGAGAAAUGUCACUCACAGCAAAAAGGUUUAGGAAAAUCAUAAAGAAUUCUGAAGACUAUGAAAGAUUCUUUUGAAACACUGUAUACAAGCAUCUUUCUUUCUGAAAAGGGAAUUAUAACCCUGGGGAGAGAUUUUUUUAAUUACAUACUUUUAAUGAAUAUACAAGGAACAAUGAGCUCAUGUUUUUUUUCAGAGUUGAUCUUUAUGGUUGAUAGACUUUUCAUGCUGCAGCUUAUUUCAUUACUGAUUAAAACUUAGCCUUUUCAGCCUUGUUCUUUAACACCUUUCAAAUUCAGCUGUUUUAAAAUCCAGUUAUUUCCCCUGCUGCCACCUCAUAAAUGCAGAAAGUUUCCAGUUCCUAUUUUCCAUAAGAUAAGAUUUUGAGUAACUUGUGAGCUUCACCUUGUAGCUCUACAAGGAUGAGGAGGGAUUGUAAAUUCCCAACCUGGGAUGUCUUUAAAUCACUUUUUGCCUUCUAAAAUGCAGAGCAGCAGGUGAGCCCUCAGGAUCAAAGCUUUUCAAUAUGGGCUUUGACAUUACUUGAAAAUUUGAUGACAGUGAGUUGAAGAGUGCUAUAAUAAGGGAAGCAUUUGAUUCUCUCAGGUUUUGGUAAAUUGAGAUCUUAAUGUUUAAAAUGUCAUCCCAGUAGGGAAAGUUGUUUUGAUUGGUGGCAUUCUGGAGCUUAGUGGGUAUUUGCAUUUCAUUAAUCCCAGAAUAAAUUUGUUUUUCUAAAAAAAUCCAAUCAAGUUCUUUAAUUCCAGUUCUGAAAAUUCAUCCAAGGUCCUGAAAACCAUUUAGUUUUCUGCUCUAGGUAGAAAUAGAAACAAAUACUCUACUGGGCAAAUCUUGUUCUGUUAAAAUCUGUGAAAUAACAGUAUGUAAACAAAGAUUGUGUUUUAGAUGGUAGAUCUCAGACUUCAGUGGACUGAGGGAGGAAGCUGAUCUCAAUCAUAGCUCCUAGCAUAGUCAGUAAAGUGACAGGCCUUUAAGACAGUGCUUGAUUAAACAACAGUCUUAAGGAAUUAACACUGUAGACAACAAAAAAUACAUAAGGAGAUACGCCUCUAGAGGCCUAAAGAUGAGCUUAAUAAUCUUAGGUUUACAAGGUAUGAGAGUAUGAAGUAUCUUUUUUAAGCAGAUCAUGAGUUGUGUGGGAUUAGAAUACGUGCAAUGACAUGCAAGCCAGGUUUUUUUUCUUCAAAACUGAACUUUGUUUUGCUGUUAAUCUGGUUGUCCAACACUUGCUGGUUUAGCUGCCUGUAUCCUUUAAUGCCUUGUAAGGUCAAAGCAAAGGGGCCACUGGUUUGUGAUUUAGCAUCAUCUUGCUUCUGCAUCACUUCAGUCUUUUCUUCUUUGUGCCUUGCUCCAGUUAUGAGCUGGCCAGUAAAUGUUACAGUCAGCGUCUGAUACACUCUUUGAGCUGGAAUUUGCAGAGAAUUUUGAUCAUUUUUAAGAGCUGAUGAAUAUGUCUCUUAGUGACUUUAAAAGGAGCUGAAUUUUCAGCAUCUCCAGAACAAGAAUGACAGCCUGGCAAACUGUUCUUGCUUUCUACAAGAAUAUAAGUUUAGCCAGUGUUGUUUUCUGUGCACUUUAAUAGCAGAUGACUCUGACAGCUCUUUUGUAUUCUGACUUUGAUUUUUAUGCACAGAACUUUUAAUUAGUAUUUGCUGCUGCCUAAGCUGAUAACUCAUUGCUUUGAAAAUUGUCUUUCCAAAAGUCAGACAUGAGUGAGUUACGAAAAGUGGGGCUCCAGAAAAUAAUGGAUUCCAGCAUAGGUUUUAGUUAGCAAAAAGACUGUUGCAUCAUGUUCUAUCACCGAAGCACGGCUGGUUUUCUUUCAUCAAUGCUGUUAAUAUGUUUCUGCUGCAUCCUAAGUGAAAUUACCUGGAAGUGCUGUGCUGUAUUUCCUUUGUUACAGAAAGAGAUGGCCAACCUGUGACACUUGAGCCGAGUGCCACUCUAACAUUUUUUUUUGCUAAGGUUGCCAUUGUGCCCAGCACCAGGGCUGGGGAGUGACAGGGCUCCCUGGACUGGGAGAGAACACAGGUACCUGCAGGUAUGUCUGCCAGGGAGCAGCCUCUGGGGAGCACUUUGCAGCUCAAAAAUGCAAUGCUGCACCUUCUCGGGCGCUGCUGUGUGCAGGACAAGCACUUUGGGUCUUGAACAGAAAGAUUUUAAUUUGUAGCUUGUGCACUAAAGGUUGGGUGCUCUGGGAUUACAAGAACCUGUAUUUUUUCAAGUAGUUACUGUCCAACUUCUUGAAAUUGUGUUAAGUGUUGGUUCUUUUUAUGUGAAACAGAAGAUAUGUAUUUUUAAUAAAAGACUCUCAUACAGA
Molecule: messenger RNA, 4197 nt
Organism: Parus major (Great Tit)
Lineage: Eukaryota; Metazoa; Chordata; Aves; Passeriformes; Paridae
Gene: CLDN12
Product: claudin 12
Exons: 4
Coding region: 253-990 (245 amino acids)
Cellular component (GO): plasma membrane
Source: RefSeq, a predicted model, not a curated record